Molecule: messenger RNA, 1483 nt
Organism: Salvelinus fontinalis (brook trout)
Lineage: Eukaryota; Metazoa; Chordata; Actinopteri; Salmoniformes; Salmonidae
Product: calcitonin-1
Exons: 3
Coding region: 659-1090 (143 amino acids)
Cellular component (GO): extracellular region
Molecular function (GO): hormone activity; calcitonin receptor binding
Source: RefSeq, a predicted model, not a curated record
CUAGCAUGGAUGGGAUGUCAUUUCUGUGGCUAUUAGAUAUUGUGCUAAUUUUUCAGAAUGUUCCAGUGAUAAUAGAGGGGACAGAAUGAGAUAGCGUAAAUUUUGCCUAGGCCGUUGACCCUGUGUGAGAUGCUGUUGAGAAAUGCAGUUCAGAUGGCUUUUCAAGGGUAGAUGAAGUGAUUGUGAGAGGGUGGCUGGGUUUAGACUACAGCUCAUUCCACUAAUGCAUGGGCUCCUGUGGGAGCCACUGGCUGGCUGGUUGGCUGGGGCUCAAACUCAUAAUCUAGAUAGUAUCACUAAUGCCUUCCUCCUCAAUGUCUGGUACUGCGUCUCCAAGCCCAGCUCUUCUUUUCAGUUAGAGGGGAGCACUGAGACUAGAUGGCUCACUGUGAUAGCAGGGAACUAGGGACUUUGGUAGGACUGUCUCAUCGCAGAAGGGAAGAGAAUGCUUUGGGACAGGGAGAGUGAGAUGGGGAGCUUCUUCACUCCCAGUAGAACAGUGAGCAACUGAACUGAGAUGGAUGGAAUUUACAUGGGAUAAGUCAUGUGUAGGGACAUACGAAGAUGUUUGUUUUGAUCCGGAUGAAAUGCUUGUCCUAUUCUGCUUUGAGAGGAAUGUGAAUGUUUUUAAAGACAAGUUUCUGUGGUUGUGGAUAUAAUGUGUUUUACAGCAGGGACCAUGGUUAUGAUGAAGCUCUCUGCCCUCCUCAUUGCCUAUUUCCUGGUCAUUUGUCAGAUGUACAGCUCACAUGCAGCUCCAGCCAGAACUGGUUUAGAGUCCAUGACAGACCAAGUCACGCUAACUGACUAUGAAGCCCGAAGGCUACUCAACGCCAUCGUCAAGGAGUUUGUUCAAAUGACUUCAGAGGAACUGGAGCAGCAAGCCAAUGAAGGAAAUAGCCUGGAUAGACCCAUGUCCAAGCGUUGCUCCAACCUCAGCACCUGUGUGCUGGGCAAACUGUCCCAAGAGCUGCAUAAAUUGCAGACGUACCCCCGCACCAACACGGGAAGUGGCACGCCUGGCAAGAAACGCAGCUUGCCUGAGAGCAACCGCUAUGCAAGCUAUGGAGACUCAUAUGAUGGAAUCUGAGCGGUCCUCCCCUCCAUCAGCCCUAGUUAACCUGACCCCUCUGUUCCAGCCUAGCCUGAUGAUUGCUGAUGCAUGUGGAUCUUGCUUGCUUGACCGACUGCAGAGAAACCUUGAUGUCCCGCAAUGUCACUGCUCUCUUUUUCUUUUGUUAAAAUACCCUUUUUUGACAGAGAAUAAAAUAUAUAAGUACAAAGCAGAGUCCAAUCCUUUAGAUUUAGAAAGUGAAUAAGGAUUUAGUUGCACUUCCCUAUCUUAAGGUGUAUGAUAUCCCUUUACUAUACAGAUCAUUCACAAUAUAUACAAAGUCUAAAUCAAAACCAAAAAUCUUAAUCAAUGCUUCUUUCAACCGUGACUAGGGUUCUUGUUUAAUAAACAUGUUUUUUUAUACCAGAA